AUUAUUCCCACAAAUGGUGGAAACCAUCCACCGUUGGGCUCAAUUUUGGCGAUAAGCUAACUCCAUAGAGCUUUCGGUGGUGAUACAUCAGGCAAUGCCACCGCAGAUAGGCACGGUACAACUCCUGAAGCGAAACGUACAAAAUUAUUCCUCCGAAAAGAUGAUCAACAUCAAACAAACAAAUAUCCCUUCUCCCAGGCCCCCUCACGUGCUGAUGUCAGUAGACGGAGAAACCUCGCCGACCAUGGCUCUAGAGAGAGAAAUGGAGGAGGGAGAGGAAGACGACGAGGAUGUAAUGCUGAAAAGGCGAGAUAGAGACGAUGACGGCGGAAACAGCUGCGACGCCGCCCCGCCGCCGUCGCUGUGGAGUCGGAAAAUGGUCGUGGAGGAGGUGGCGAGAGUGCUGACCGGAGGCGAUCUGAAAGCAAGGAUCGAGGCGGCGAGAGAUGUGAGGAGGCUCGUGAGGAAGUCCACCAGCGUUAAUUCCAAGUCCGCCGUCCGCUGCCGGUUUGCUGCCGCCGGAGUUAUCGAGCCGCUCGUUUCGAUGCUACACGUCUCGUUUCCCCUCGCCGCCCGCGAGGCGGCGCUGCUCGCGCUUCUCAAUCUGGCUGCUCGCAAUCAGAGUUUGCUGAAAGGUGUGAUGGAAAGUUCUUGCCUGGAAGAUAAUGAGUUUAGGAUUUCCGCUAACUUGGGAAACCACCUUGAUGAACUGAAGAGUAGCUUCUUGGAUAUAGAUGAGGCAUCCAAAAACAAGAUCAGCAUCGUGACAACUGGCGCAGUCCCACCCCUCCUCGACCUCCUCAAGCACCAAGCUGACAACCUGAGGGAAUUAUCCGCCGCUGCAAUCCUAUCACUAUCGUCUGCACCACCCAACAAGCCCACCAUAACAGCUUCCGGGGCCCAUGUUCAAUUGGUCCGGAUCCUGUGCACGGGCAGCGUUCAGGGACGGGUGGAUGCAGUCACGGCCCUCUACAACCUCUCUACCUCUGAGGACGAACCCAAACCGAACCUCGACCCAAGUGCCGUGCCCCCACUAAUCGACCUCUUGAAAGAAUGCAAAAAAUACUCCAAAUUCGCCGAGAAGGCCAGUUUCCUCUUGGAGAUAUUCUCGGGCUCCGAAGAGGGCCGGAAUGCGAUUACUGAAUCGGAAGGUGGGAUUUUAACCCUGGUGGAGACUGUGGAAGACGGGUCCUCAUUCAGCAUGUUGUAUGCUGUGGGGGCAUUAUUGUCAUUGUGUAGGAGCUCGCGGGACAAGUAUCGGGAGCUUAUUCUCAACGAGGGUGCUAUCCCAGGCCUCCUGCGCUUGACAGCCGAGGGUACUCCAACCGCCCAGGACCGGGCUCGGAGUUUAUUGGAUUUGCUCAGGGAUUCGCCUCCUGAGAAGAGACUGACCAUGUUGGAGCUCGAGAGGAUUGUGUACGAUUUUGCUGCGCAUAUUGACGGGAAGGGCAAGGCCGUGGAGACUGCUAAGAGAUUGUUGCAUGAUAUGGCUCAGAAGAGUGCGGAGGCUGGGUUGAGCCGAGUGAAGAUCAAAACUUCGUCUUGAACAGAAAUCUGUUUGAUUUAACUGAGAAAUGCUUGCGAGGUGAACUUUUUACGACCUUACUCAGAGUUUUACGUUUUUAACCGUCUUUAACCAUAUGACUACGCUUUGUGUGAAUCUCUGUUGUAUAUUUUCUCUUUAGUUGCAUUUAGGGAGAAAGAAUGAGCUGUUGCUAAUGUUCUGGUAAGUGUAGAUUUUAGUUGCUGAGUUCGAAUGUUAUCAAUCUUCAGGGGUUCAGAUUGGUAUGACUGACAUUAGUAGGAUCUUACAAAUGAAAAGAAUUUCAUGUUCUAUGUAACAGUGUGCUGUAGGGACAAAUUAUUGCUAACAUUUCACAUGUUGAAAAAGGUUUCAAAGGUUGCUCUAAUAUAUGAUUCCUGAUUGUAGCUAUUUUUAUUUCUUCUUUUGUUUGGACCAAAACUAUUUUGUUUGUUGUUUCACUGUGCAAGUGUUCGAUAAUCUGAUAUAACAUAUUAAAAAAAGUAACUCAGGAAGAACAUAAUAUAUUAGGCUCUAGUCAAAACUCUCACAUUUCCUCCCCUCAACUAACUCAAUUUCCGGAGUCAAAAAGAAAAAACCCUCUCUCCUAAAUUCACUGUAGCAAAGAGAAAAAAUCAGAUCUAGCGUCACCCCCCCUUCUAUUCCGGCGGCCGCGCGCCCGGCAAGGCCUUGGCCGAGGCUGGAGGAGUUCUCCCCGCUCCACUCUGUCAUCGCAUGAGGCUUGCAGCUUCGCCAUGCCUUACUCGCCCGGAGUGGGGCCGUCGUCCGGCCACUUUCUCCUCCUCCAGUUUCGCGCCAGCCUUUUUGUCGAUCCUUGCCGAUUCGAGGUUGGAGAACUAUUCUCUACCCCUUCUGGAGUUUUGCGGGAGUUCCGGCCUGGGUGUGGUGAUCUCUCCCCGCUUUCGGAGGUGGUCGCCGAUCCGCCUUGUCUUCCUUCCAGCCUCAGGAGCUUCCGGGU
This is a messenger RNA of Striga asiatica, 2501 nucleotides long. Lineage: Eukaryota; Viridiplantae; Streptophyta; Magnoliopsida; Lamiales; Orobanchaceae. The record is from the annotation of a GenBank genome assembly.